Molecule: messenger RNA, 741 nt
Organism: Lachancea dasiensis
Lineage: Eukaryota; Fungi; Ascomycota; Saccharomycetes; Saccharomycetales; Saccharomycetaceae
Source: the annotation of a GenBank genome assembly
AUGUAUAUCCCUCAACCCUACCAAGUCAGCGAUGUCGCUCAACAGGUGGAGCUUAUCGAAAAUAACCCGCUUGGGAUCAUGUUCAGCCAUGCUCCGGAAUCGAAUGGUCUUUUGAACUACAUAAAGCCGUCUGCUGUAUCAAUGAAUGCCACGCAUGUCCCUUUUGUCAUUGUAAAGGACCAGCAAACUGAUAAAUAUCGGUUGUUAGCACACCUGUCAAAAAACAAUCAGCACGCAGAGUUGUUAGAGAAGCAGCCGGAGUGUUUGGUGGUGUUCCAGGGCCCCCAAAGUUACAUUUCCCCCUCUUGGUAUCCACUCAAAAAAAAAACUCACAAGUUUGUACCUACUUGGGACUACAGUGCUGUACACGUCUAUGGAAAGGCUAAAAUCAUUCGAGAUGACAAGGAUUGGCUCCUUGGAAUGCUCAACACGGUGACCGAUCAGGAAGAAGGCAAAAGACCCGAAGGUCCCGACUUCGAAGAAAAGUGGACUGUCUCUGACGCGCCCUCCAACUAUAUCGAUGCCAUGCUUAGAGGGAUUGUGGGACUUGAGGUAGAGAUUGACAGAUUUGAGUGCCAAGUGAAGGCGCAUCAGAAGCAAGAUGUGGUCAAUGUCAAGGGGGUUUCAGAAGGUUUGGUCAAGGAAUGUGGCGCAAAGGGGGAAGCUGUAGCUAACGUCAUGCUAAGCCAACAUCACAAGAAAGAUGAACUGCAGGCAGCUCAGACUAAUAAAUCCGCCUGA